Plasmodium vinckei vinckei is the source of this 2100-nucleotide messenger RNA. RefSeq names its product conserved Plasmodium protein, unknown function. The record is from RefSeq and is a predicted model, not a curated record. The transcript has a single exon. Lineage: Eukaryota; Apicomplexa; Aconoidasida; Haemosporida; Plasmodiidae. Bases 1 to 2100 code for a protein of 699 amino acids.
AUGAAGGGGGAGGAACUGUUGGAGCUCAUGAUCGAUUUUAUUUUCACCUUGUUUGUGGAUAUAGAAUUGUAUAUAUGCAUCUUUAUAAUUUUAGUGUAUUUUGUAAAUAACAAGAUAAAUAAAGUAACAAAAUAUAAUUUUCAUAAAAGUGAUGCCCUACUUAAAAAAUUAGCCAAAAAUUUUUAUAUAGUAGAAUUAAAAGCAGACUUUAGCCCGAUCAAAUAUGUAUUUAAAAACAUUUUAUAUCAUAUAUAUUAUUCUAUUGUUAUUUUUACAUUGAUUUAUUUAUUUCGAUUAUAUACAAUUAACACGAAAGAUAUUGUGAUUCCAGAUGUAUCAGAUGAUGAUUUUCCUAUUGAAAAUGAAUAUCUAAAUGAAAAUGAUAGGGAGGUAUAUAGUAUUAUCGAUUCAAGUCUUGUUUACUUUCUUGCAUUUACUUUUGGAAGCAUAAUUUCAAUAGGAUUUUAUAAAAAUAUUUGUAAAUUAUUUAAUCGUAAUAAAAAAUAUGUGAGUAUACAAAAGUAUAAUUUAUUAAAAUAUUCUAUGGAUAUAGCUAAGUCUGAUUUCAAAGACUAUUUAAAAAAACCAUCAUUUGAAAAAGGCAGUAAAUUUAAAUUAGAUUUAGGAAAAACUAUUAAAAAAACACACAAGAUAAGUUCCGAGUUUAAUAGACAAAUAAAAAGCGCUUCUGCUGAAUCUAAAAAUGGUUUCUUGAAAUUAUCUAUAUCAUCCAUCUUUUAUAUUAUAUUUAUUAAAAAGCAUGUAUUAUAUGAUGAAGACUUUUUAUACGAGUCUUCUACCAAUGAUAGUGCACAAGAUGAGAAUAAAUUAAAAGAAAAAGGAAAAAUAUAUGUAGUAUUUGAUAUGAUAUCGAAUGUUAUUAUGAAAAAGGGAAGCUUAAAAGCGGAUGAAGGCACAAAUACAAAGGAAGUAAAUGCAGAGGGCGUAUCACCGCCUGGGGAAAAUAAAGAGGUUUCUGAUCAGCUAGAUUGUCAAGAAACGGAAAAAAUCGAAGAGACAAGUAAAAAUGAUGAAACAAAUCAAGCCGAUGAAAAUCAAGAACAUAAACAAACAAACGAAGAUUCUAUAAAAACGUGCACAAUAUAUAAGGAUAAAAUAAAUAUGGGAAAUAUAUUAAAUAAUGAAUUAAUUAUUGAAAAUGUAAAGAAAGCGUUAGAUGCAGAAAAUAACAAAAAUAUUAUUGCCGAUGAUAUAAAAAAUGGUCAAAAUAUGGAUGUGAAAUUAACACUUAAUAAUAUAAAAUUAUGUGAUAUAAAUGAAGAUAUAAAAGAAGUAUAUAACUGUAAGUCUCAUUAUUAUUUUAAAAGCUUAGUAGAAAUAUGUAUUCUAUAUUUACCUAUGUUUUUCCUUUUUAAAAAUAAGUUAUAUCUAAAACUACUCUUUACCAUGUGGUUAUAUAUUAUUAAUUGGAUCUUAUGGAAUGUCAUAACAAUUUUGUCGAUGUUUAGGCCAUCGUUAUAUGCUUAUUAUUAUUUAUUCAAUGAGCAUAUAAUAAAUAUAUUAAGUGAAAAUAUUAAUCAACAAGAGAAGAAUACGAUGAUGCAAUUUUUUUUUGGAUUUUUUGUUUCAUCACUUGUAUAUUUUAAAUAUUAUUUGAAUACCGAAUUUAAAUUGAUAAAAAAUUCUCAUAUAGAAUAUUUUCAAUCCUUAAUUACUACCCUUUUAGAUGAAUGCUAUAAAUUACGAUCCCAAAAUAUUAUAAAAAAUUUUGAAAAUUUAAAAAUAUUCCCACUAAAUAUUGAUUAUCAAAAUAAGGCAAUAUUUUUAGACAAAAGUUUAUUGCUUACCCCCAAAGAAUUAGAAAAAAUAGAAGAACAAAAACAAUUAAGAAAAAAUUCAAUAAUAUUAAAAAGCAUAGGAAAAAUAGCUAAAUACUGUGAUAAAAAUACAGCUAGUCAAAUGGCUGAUCAAAUCAAACUUGUUCUUUUAAAAGAGGUUCCACAAAAAGUAGCCCAUAAUAUUUCUCAAUAUAUAUCAGAUGAAAUUUAUACAAAAAUUAAAAAUAAUCCUGAAAAAUUAAAAUCACAUAUAAACGCCUUUCUCAAUGAUAUAUCAUUAACACAUGAUCCAAAGAAGUAA